AUGGCGCCAGUCUUCGACAAACAAGAAAUCCUUGUUGUUUUUGUGUUGGGGGGACCCGGUGCAGGGAAAGGCACUCAAUGCACGAGGCUUGUGGCCGAAUACGGAUUCGCUCACCUUUCCGCUGGCGAUUUGCUACGAGUCGAGCAGCAGCGAGAAGGCUCUGAAUACGCACCAGUCAUUCAAGAGCACAUCAAGGAGGGCAAAAUUGUACCUAUGGAGAUCAUCCUGAAGCUGAUGCAAGAAUCUAUGGGACGCUCCAUCGCGGACGGGCACACGAAAUUCCUGAUUGAUGGCUUCCCCAGGGAGAUGGAGCAGGCAAUCAAGUUCGACGAUGAGAUUUGCGAGUCCGCCUUUGUCCUGUUUUUGACGUGCCCAGAGGAAAAACUUCUUCCAAGACUAAUCGAAAGAGGCAAAACAAGUGGCCGGGAAGACGAUAACGAGGAAAGCAUCAAGAAGCGUUUCCGCACGUUUGUGCAGACAUCAAUGCCGGUAAUUGAUUAUUAUUCAUCGAAAGGAAAAGUCGCUCAGGUUGACUCGUCGGGAACGGUGGACCAAAUCUACAAGGAUAUUCAGGCUGCCUUGGACGUAAGACUUGCGAGCCGUGCUUCCUUGACUGAACCUUCUGAACCUCCUAAGGCUACAUCAACAACUACUUCACUGGCUCCUUCUACCGUUGAGGAAGAAAUGACCGUCCCUGUGUCCAAAAAUAUUAAACCUGCUGUUGCGGGUGAAACACCCAAGCCAAGAAACUAG
This is a messenger RNA of Puccinia triticina, 753 nucleotides long. RefSeq lists its product as uncharacterized. Gene Ontology annotation, cellular component: cytoplasm; nucleus. The record is from RefSeq and is a predicted model, not a curated record. Gene Ontology annotation, biological process: 'de novo' pyrimidine nucleobase biosynthetic process; UDP biosynthetic process; CDP biosynthetic process. Lineage: Eukaryota; Fungi; Basidiomycota; Pucciniomycetes; Pucciniales; Pucciniaceae. Gene Ontology annotation, molecular function: ATP binding; UMP kinase activity. The transcript has 5 exons. The coding region runs from base 1 to 753 and encodes 250 amino acids.